AGCCGCUAGCAUCAUAUAUGUCUGCCUCUUCUGAGCCUUCCUGCGCACCGUCGCCCUUCGACCAUGCGAGGGCAGAUGUGAUUUUACGGUCGUCUGACGACGUUGACUUUCACGUAUUCAAGUUGUUCCUCUCUCUCGCAUCGCCGUUCUUCGAGACCCUCUUUGAUCUCCCUCAGUCGUCAGAGGAGAUGAGCACAGAUGUGGAGAUGAAGGACGGACUACCCGUCAUCCCUGUCUCAGAAGAUAGCAAGACGCUGGAUCCACUACUCCGCUUCUGCUAUCCCUGCACUCUGGCAGAGGAUCCUGCCCUCGAGGAUUUUAGAGACGUCGUAAACGUACUCGAGGCGGCCAAAAAGUAUUCCCUUGACACAGUCGAGAAGACGGUAUGCAAAUCUCUGUUCAAUCCGAAGAUAUUGGAGGCGAACUCGUUGCGCUGCUUCGCGAUUGCGUGCCGCACUCGCAUGCAAGAAGAGUGCGCCCUUGCUGCCCGAUACACGCUUUGGGAACCUUUAGUUCCGACGUGGUUCGAGGAAAUCGAGCUAAUCACUUCUACUGAACUUCUUACAUUGUUGGUAUACCAUCGUAAAUGCGCUACGGCUAUCCAGGCACUGAAGACCGACCUUUCUUGGAUUACUACCGAAUACACUCAGUCGGCUGCUGUUCCGUGGAUGGUCGGUAAGACUUCCAGUGGUAGCUAUUGUCACUGCACUAGGUCAUCGUCCGGGAAAUACCCCUUGUAUUACGGAAACACAGUUGCCCAAUGGUGGGAAGCGUUUAUGGACUCCACUUUUCUGGAUUUGCAGGAGAAGCCCUGCGCGGAGACUAUCCGACAAGAUGUCGAGAAGGCAAUACAAUCAGUUCGGCAACGCAACUGUGGUCAUUGUUCUGCGGUGGUCCCUGGAGGCAUGCGAGAUUUCGGGACACUCUUUAUCAACAAGGUUGAAGAGUUAAUUUCCAAGGUGACUCUUUCCUUGAGACACAUCACUUGGAGACCUUAA
This is a messenger RNA of Pisolithus orientalis, 998 nucleotides long. RefSeq lists its product as uncharacterized. The transcript has a single exon. The record is from RefSeq and is a predicted model, not a curated record. NCBI's taxonomy places the organism in Eukaryota, Fungi, Basidiomycota, Agaricomycetes, Boletales, Pisolithaceae. The coding region runs from base 18 to 998 and encodes 326 amino acids. Gene Ontology annotation, molecular function: protein binding.